Molecule: messenger RNA, 875 nt
Organism: Ailuropoda melanoleuca (giant panda)
Lineage: Eukaryota; Metazoa; Chordata; Mammalia; Carnivora; Ursidae
Gene: NUDT2
Product: nudix hydrolase 2
Exons: 3
Coding region: 156-599 (147 amino acids)
Biological process (GO): ATP biosynthetic process; AMP biosynthetic process
Molecular function (GO): bis(5'-nucleosyl)-tetraphosphatase (asymmetrical) activity
Source: RefSeq, a predicted model, not a curated record
AGGUGAAAGUACGGCAUCUUUGAGGCGGGUGGAGGGGUCUUCUGCCCUAUCCUGUUCGUCGCUCUAAGCGCAACCGAGCUUCCGGAUUGGUCGUUGUACUCCCCCUUUCUGUUCAAGGCUUGCCCCCUGCCGCCGUGGGCUUUGGUCCUCAGACCAUGGCCCUGAGAGCGUGUGGCUUGAUCAUCUUCCGAAGACGCCUCAUUCCCACGGUGGACAAACCUGCAAUUGAGUUUCUGCUGCUGCAGGCAUCAGACGGUAUCCAUCACUGGACUCCUCCCAAAGGCCAUGUGGACCCAGGAGAAAAUGACUUGGAAACGGCCUUGCGGGAGACUCAGGAGGAAGCAGGCAUAACAGCAGGCCAGCUGACCAUCAUUGAGGGCUUCAGAAGGGAGCUCAAUUAUGUGGCCAGGGGGAAGCCUAAAACAGUCAUCUACUGGUUGGCCGAGGUGAAGGACUACAAUGUGGAGAUCCGCCUCUCCCAAGAGCACCAAGCCUACCGCUGGCUGGGCCUGGACGAGGCUUGCCAGUUGGCUAAGUUCAAGGAGAUGAAGGCAGCGCUCCAAGAGGGACACCAGUUUCUCUGCUCCACAGCAUCCUGAGCUGACCAGAGCAGAGUCAUACCUCAGUAGGAUCCUUAAGGGCCUUCUGAGAUAAUACUGUCAGCUCUGGGGAAGGUUGUGUGGGUCUUUGGCCCAUCGUAGCGAAGAGCAGAUCAGUUAGUAAAAUCAGCUGAGAACUCUCAGAGGAGAGCAAAAAGUCACAGCUGGGUGAAAAGGAAGGCAGAUGCAGAGUUUAAAAAAAGAAAAAAGUCUAGGCACAGUAAGUGCGUCCUUGUAUUUUAUAAAUAAACUUCGGCAGCUUAUCUGUCCAUCUAA